AUGUCAGGCGAAACGCAGGAAGAGCCCUUGGCUGGUGAUGCGCUUGAUUCGGGGUCUUCCGAGAAAGCUUCUGAUCACGAAUCCAAUGACAAUAAUGAUGACCCUACUGAAGCUGAGGAGAAGGGGGAAGAUGAGAUCGAUUUCUCCCAAAGACCUUUGCACAAAUUGCUGGACAAAAUGGCAAAAGAUAAGCCACAAGCUUUUGAAACCGACGUUGAUGAGCUCCGAACAUUGCUCGACCUGGAAGAGACAGAGAUUGACCUGCCUCACACAGACGGUAAAACGGCUCUCCACGUCGCAGCUGAGAAAGGGCUGGUUGAGGCAGCUAGAAUUCUUAUUGAUGCUGGCGCCAGCCUCUCGAAGAAAGAGGACAAAGAACGGCAGCCACUUCAUCUAGCUUGCAGAGCCGGCCACACUGAAAUGGCACGACUACUUCUCGAGAGAAAAGCGGACAUUGAGGCGCUACAAUAUCAAGACACCACUGCCCUAGAUGACGCUGCCUACUAUGGCCAUCUCGAAGUUGUUGAGCUACUUCUCGAAUCCGGCGCCAACAGUCAAGUCGCUGAUGACGAGAAAUACACCCCCCUUCAUAAUGCAAGCUACCAAGGUCACGAAAAGAUAGUCCGUGCCCUCCUCAAAAACAACCGCGCGAACAUUGAUGACAGGGAUGGGAUUGAUGGAUUUACUGCGCUGCAUUUGGCUAUGUGGAGAGGGCACAAAGAAACCGUCCAUACGCUGCUUGAAUUCGAGGCGAGACUUGACGUUCAAGAUAACGACGGCUGGACUCCUUUGCUGACGGCGACGAAGCGGUUCCCGGAUUAUGUCGAGAUCUUUUUACGACAGUCCAAUUCCAAAGCCCAAGUUGAGAUACCUGACAAUGAUUCAUAUACACCUUUGCUGGAGGCCAGCAAGAACUCUGAGCUGGAGAUUGCAAGUCUUUUGAUCGGUGCAGGUGCGGACUGCAACGCCGAAGAUAAGUACGGGAGGACUGCGCUGCAUUUAGCAAGUAAGACAGGGAACCCGAGUAUCGUCAAGCUGCUCUUGGAAACUGCGGAUAUCAGCAUAGAUGCGCAAAGCAACGACCUCAACACACCACUUCACCUGGCAGCUGGUGUUAGGCCAAAAAGCGAGAAUGUUGCGGAUCUCGUCUCUAUACCAGAGGAGUUGAUCAUCGAUGAGUAUGAGUAUGAUGAAGGCCAGUAUGGUACAGUAGUCCGAUACCUACUCGAACAUAAGGCAGAUCCGAGAGUGAAAAACAAAGAUGGCGAGACCGCAUUGCAUUACGCUGCAGCAAGUGGCGAUCUCAGCAGGGUUGAAUCUAUCUUGGACAGCAUGAACCAAGAGGAUAUGCAAACACGAAAUAACAAGGGUUGGACUGCACUACACUCGGCGUUCAAAGGGAAAGAUCCCACUACUGCUAUGUCCAGUCUUUUACAAUCAUGCAAGAUUGACACGGCUGAUUUCGGGAAGGAUGAUCAAAUGUGGGAGCAGGCAGUGAAGUGGGCUGCAAGCAACUCCCAUAAUCACGGUGUUGCGAAACUGCUUUUUAAGAAAAGACCGGGGGAACCUCGUCCUCCAAUAUCUGGCAGUUGGAGCGCAAUCCAGUGGGCGGCCCAUGAUCAACUGCCAGACGUCCUUGAGCAACUAGUCGACACAUCCCAUGAUAGUGAAGACACAGACAAGGCACUAGAAUCAGCACUGGCAUCGAUCUUGGAAUCAAUUAGCCGGUCCAAGGGCGGUAGCGUGAACGAACGCUCGGCAAUGGUGCUCUCGCUGCUCAUGUCCACCUCCCCCAGGCCAGAUGAGAGCAGGUUACGUUCCGCUCUAGAUGCAGUCCUAGACCUCAUUGUCACGCCGAACGACGGCAAGGUGUGUGAACAACUUCCACGGUUGCUUUGGUUAAUAAUCACUGCCCAUAACCGAUGUACCGAGACGGAUAACCAGCUGAAAAGCGCAUUGAGCGUAGUGAGAUCGCACAAAGUCCAGGCAAGACAGAAUGAAAUGGAGAUCCUACCAACGAGGCUUUUGGAUAUCUCUUCCCAAGUGAAAGUCAAGAGGGGCAGCAACAGGGAUAGGGGGAGGAAAGAGGUAAUGGAACAGGAUAUACAGCAAACUCAAACGAAGCCGGGCGACCGAAAAGGGUUCAGAAUGGAGGACUUGGAGGCUAUCGAGGUUAUUCUGCAAGAUCCUCCUUUUGCACAGGUAUAUGAAGAUAGCAAACGUUACGAGCUACCUAAACUUAAGGAGGAUUUUGCAGAUAAGCUCUCUGGGUUUAUGGCGGACAUCGUGCAGUUCUACAAGAGCCAGGGGCCAAAGAAGAUCAUGGAUACAACAAUGAAAAGUUUGGAUAGCAUUAUUGGCGAGGAAUCGGGACUUCCAGGUCACACAAUGGACACCAAGGCUGGACCGCAUUUCACAUGGGUUCAUUUGCCAUCUACCAACAUGGAUUGGAUGAAUGACCUUUUAAUGAGAAUUAUGAAGGACGAGCAGCACGACGUAUGGCAGUUUCGAGAUGCUAGAUCAUUCUUUCGAGACAGUUGGGCCGAGGUACCAGACGAGUCAGCCCAAUCAAGGAUCAUGAGGCCUCGAACCGUAACAAAGAGACGCGCAGUGGACGUGGAAGGCUCAGGGAAGGCUGAACUCAGAGACAUGACGGAAGGUAAGGGCAAGAAAGGGGAAGAGGAGGGAGACGAGACGAAUGUUAAGAAAGGUUCACACAAGAGGAAAUCUAAGAUUUCAUCGGCAUCAGCUACUUACAGGAAGUACGAAAACCUCCUAGAGGUUUACACUUCCUCGGGUAAUCACAGGUCGCCAACUCUUGAUGAGUGGUACUACCACUUCGAGAAUGGAGACAAGGCUCAAGAAGACAAGGAUCAUCGCAACAUGACGCAAGUCGUCACCAAGUUCGCCAAGAAUGAAGAUGAGAGCACUGAGCAUCCAGAAGGUCCUAAAAUUGCAAAGAGUGAGCCUGAUGAAUGGACACUACUACGAAUUAACCAACUGUGGAUCUGGACGUUUGCUGACAAAUGGCUGAUAACCGCUACAUCUUGUUUGUUGGAUGAUAAGCACGAUACUCUGGCUGAAGGAAUUCUUCGUCAUCUCAGCAAAGAAGCAGACCUUGGAGGCAGCGGAUCCCAGUCAUCGUCUGUGUCUGGGAUGGUUGAAACGAUUGUUGACUACUGCAUUAGGGCGUAUGAGAGAAACCCAAAGCUUCCGGGGUUGACAUCUAUCGGUCAGACUUAUUCUCACUACAUGAACAAACUUAGCAGGGAUGAAACAGCACUGUUCGAUAAAUUUCGGCGCCUGUCGGAAAGCUAUCAGCAAAUUGCAGCACCAAAAGGCUCAUCUGGAGACUCUCAUCAAGCCUCAAGCGGUCUUGAACGUGAGGAUGAGAUUAGGACAGCUCUGAGACAAGCGGAGAAGCUAUACAGCGAGAUCAAAGAUUUUCGUGACGAGGUAAAUAUUCUGAAUUCGGCUGCACAGUAUCAGCUGGCCGUUCAAAAGAGGCUACCGGGCAACAAAGGGAAGGGUGCAGACAUAUCAGCAAGCUACGUUCUGGAAGAUCUUGAAAAGAUGGACAGGGUUGCAAAUCGUAUCGAACUAGCUGUCAACACAACAUUGUCGCUUCAACAAAGUGAGAUCUCGAGCCGCCAAGCAACUCUUGCAACCCAUCAGGCAUUGCAAUCAACAGAACAGGGAAAGGUUCUCAUGGCUUUCACUUUUGCAACACUCUUGUUCCUUCCCUUGUCAUUCCUCUCAUCCCUCUUCGCGUUGGAUGUGAGUUCCUUCCAGCAGACUCCUGCGUGGGCUUUUGCUGUUUUAUUUCUUGUGGCAGUUGCUGUCUCUUUGUUUCUAGGCCUUGUUGCUAUCAAUUGGAACAGGACCAUUCCAGCAAUUAAGGCACGAGUAUCAGUUGUUGACAGAAACUCUGAGGAGUCUCAAUCGAGUCCCCCAGAAGGCGACAGAGUUAAGACGACUGAGAGGCUGGAGGGUUCUGCAGAGCCCGACAGCGAAAAGUACUCUUGGAUCAGCAGUUGUAGACGAAGGAAGCAACAAACCAAUGUGUGCUAG
Messenger RNA from Fusarium coffeatum, 4071 nucleotides. RefSeq lists its product as uncharacterized. Gene Ontology annotation, biological process: metal ion transport; transmembrane transport. The record is from RefSeq and is a predicted model, not a curated record. Gene Ontology annotation, cellular component: membrane. Gene Ontology annotation, molecular function: metal ion transmembrane transporter activity; protein binding. Bases 1 to 4071 code for a protein of 1356 amino acids. The transcript is spliced from 10 exons. NCBI's taxonomy places the organism in Eukaryota, Fungi, Ascomycota, Sordariomycetes, Hypocreales, Nectriaceae.